Messenger RNA from Saccostrea echinata, 1078 nucleotides. RefSeq names its product ficolin-1-like. The coding region runs from base 5 to 919 and encodes 304 amino acids. NCBI's taxonomy places the organism in Eukaryota, Metazoa, Mollusca, Bivalvia, Ostreida, Ostreidae. The transcript has 6 exons. The record is from RefSeq and is a predicted model, not a curated record.
GAAUAUGUUGACAUUUUUCUUAAUUUUACCAGUGUAUUCUUUCGAAGUCAGGGAAUUUACUUUUACAUAUUCCACAGACAUGGAGAUGCAGCAGAAUUCUGACAUUUUUUCAGAGUUUGAAAUUAAUCGGCUCGGAAGUCCUUUGAUACAGUGUGCCGCCGUAUGUGCACAGUCAGGGAUGUGUUAUGGUGUGGAACUUUGUAACACAACCCCCAAACGCUGUCGACUUUGGGAGAAGGAAUUCACAAACAACGGGUCGGGUCCAGUAGCGACCAAGUGCUCGCGUUAUACAAAGAAAAUCAAGAAAGCUAAUGAAUGCUCCGAUUCAUGUGCUUGCUUUGACUCUACAGGUGUUUAUAAUCUAACUGUUGAUGGAAAGUUUAUGGAAGUUAAGUGUUUCCGUGGAAACUACAUGUGGACUGUUAUACAAAGAAGAAUGGACGGCUCUGUGUUGUUUAACAGGAGUUGGUCCAGUUACAAAAAUGGAUUUGGUUCCUUACUUUCUGAAUUUUGGCUUGGAAAUGAUAACAUCCAUCUGUUAACAAAGAAUGGUCUAACUUACCUGCGGAUCGAUCUAAAGAAUUCUACUGGAGAAUGGAACUACGCAGAGUACAGUAACUUUUCUGUGGACACUGAGGAAAAUAAGUAUAAACUCACUGUUUCUGGAUACUCUGGAGAAGCAGGAGACGACUUUUCAUACCAUAAUGGCAUGUACUUCACCACCUAUGAUGCUGAUAACGAUAUGAGUGACACGAUCACGUGCUCCAUGAACAAUCACGGGGGAUGGUGGUUCAAUAAUUGCUAUAAAGCGAACCUGAACGGAGAAUACGACAGCAAACUAUAUAAAGCUGGUGUUGUCUGGUAUUCCUGGCUCGACGAGUCCUUGAAAGAAGCCAGAAUGAUGAUUCGCGAACCUUAGAAUGUACUGUAUAAUAGUGAAGUGAAAAACUGCUAGCGAAAACUUUAAAAAUUAUACUUUCAGGUCUUUUUUUGGGGGGGGGGGCAGAGUGCCAUUUUUUCAUGCAACUGUAUUUGUAUCAUAUUUGUAAUAUUUGCAUUACAUGUGACGUACACUGCA